AUGAAUAAAAAAUUGCAAUUAAUCACUACUCAUAACUAUUCCUUAAUAAAUUAUCUUAAAGUAUUCCAAAAGAAGCUACAACUCCUCGACACUAACAUCCAGCCCCAAUCAAAUUAACAAAAUGGACAACUCACUUUCAUUGCGAGUUAAAUUCAGAUAUACUCCUUAUACGAUUCCUCCAACUUGUUCUAUCUUGCAGAAGACAACGACACAAUUAAUAUAUUAUUAAAUAGUGAUUCAAAUACCAACGGAUGCACACAAUGGUUUCAUUUUCAGGUUUAGGCAUUAAAACCUACAGUAACAAUAAAAUUUAAAAUAUUAAAUAAUCGAAGAAGACAAUAGUUAUUGACUAAUUUCAAACCCUACACAUCCAAGUCAACCUGCUUUGAUUUGCACUACUACAAAACCAACAUCCAUCAUCCCUACUAUGCAAAUGACGACUCAUAAAUAGCGAAAUACCAACAACUAAUGCCCUUCUACACUCUAGAGUUUAAAUUCACCUUUUAAGACGACGAAAUCGUUACCUUUGCAUAUGCUUAACCCUACCCACUCUCUAGAGCGCUAUCCUUAACUGAUUAUAAGACAGUUGGAUACACAUAACUAAACAACCCAAUCAUACAAAUAAAAAGAGGCAAAGCCAAAUAAUAUGUCGUAAUCUUGGCUCGAUAGCAUCCUAGUGAAACCAGUGGGUCAUUCGUAGUUGAACAACUAAUCAAUAUAAUCAACUCUUCCAAAUAUAGAUAUAUCAUCUAUCCGAUGGUAAAUCCAGAUGGUGUGUUCUUAGGCAAUAGUCGCUGCAACUUACAUGGUGUUGAUUUAAAUAGAAAAUGGAUUAAUCCUCAGUUAUAGUCAGAACCGGAAAUCUACUUCAUCAAAUCUUCUUUAGAGAAAUAUAAAUAGAAAAUUAUCAUGAUGGUCGAUCUGCAUGGUCAUUCGACCAAAUAACACUAUUUUAUAUAUGGGUGUGCUAAUAAUUAAAAUAACAAUAAUGAGAUUAAGAAUUUUAUCGCUAAAUUUUCAGAUCACUCCUUAUUCCAUAUGAAGCAUUGCUCUUUAGAAACUUAAGCCAACAGAAAGAGUACUGCUCGAUAGACAUUCUGGUAUCAAUACAAGGUGUAGUUUUCAAUUACUAUUGAAAUAAGUUUGUUCGGUUCACUAAAUGGCAGAUUCAGUGAUUCAGAUUACAAAGAGAUUGCUCAAUAAAUAUAUGAUUCUAUUGAAAAGUGCAAUGAACCCAUGGCUGAUCAGACUACAUUGCCAGUGAUUGAUUGCUUGGGCAAUGAUUAGGAUGAGUCGGAUAGCGAAUGCGAAUAGGAUUUCGCUUAUGAGGUAGUUUAGAAGAGAGAUAGUUACAAGGAACCCAAGAAAUUCUUGUUCAAGUAGAAAACCAUAUAGACAGAGACUCAAUGCAUUUAGUAGGAUUAAUAAUUAAAAAAAUUGUUAUUGCCACAAAUAAAGAAGAUCAAAUCGAUGACCAAGUCAGAACACAAAUCUUCAACUAAAAUGGAGUUCGAAAAUCAGAUGAAAGUCAAAUAAGAUUCAUUUUAAAAAAAUUUUAAUAUCAUAAAUUAUUUCCCUCAAAGAAAUACUCAACCAAAGAGAAUGAGUUCUAUAAAGAAAGAUUUGAAUUUAAAUAAAUGCCCUUAAAUAAAGGUAGAUUAAAUGAAAAAUUAUUGA
Paramecium octaurelia is the source of this 1677-nucleotide messenger RNA. The record is from the annotation of a GenBank genome assembly. NCBI's taxonomy places the organism in Eukaryota, Ciliophora, Oligohymenophorea, Peniculida, Parameciidae.